AUCACAUCUACAUUACACAUACACAUAUUCAAGCUUGCAUCUCAACCACAACCAGAGAUCCCAGCAAAUACAACACCGAACAUGACAGCUACCACAAUCAUCACAGCUGUACCAACAAACCAACACGACCACACCAUCGGUCAUUGCCGCGCUCAACGGCACACACUCUACGCGUACACCGAGCAUUGCCAAACAGUCGAUGCAAAACCAAACCCUACUGUUUCGCAACCUCAACCCUGCAGUGAAGACGAGUGGACAGAGAGUUCAGAAGAGCUUGCGCGCUGGGGCAUACAAGCUGCUGAGCCGGCGAGACAGGAUGCUGUUCCUGCGACGAGAGUGCAUGAAGAGCCCGAGUGUCUGAGGAUCGAGGAUGUUGCAAAGUUUUGGCAGUAA
Messenger RNA from Bipolaris victoriae FI3, 393 nucleotides. RefSeq lists its product as hypothetical. The annotation marks the transcript as partial. Lineage: Eukaryota; Fungi; Ascomycota; Dothideomycetes; Pleosporales; Pleosporaceae. The transcript has a single exon. The record is from RefSeq and is a predicted model, not a curated record.